AUGCUAUCAUCCGGGGUGGAGUCUCUCCUGGAUCCUCCCGUGUCGGCUGUAACAGAGGAGUUGUACGCCGGGCCACUGGAGAGCAUCUCCACUGAGCUUAUGGCUGUGCCGGAGCCUAAUGGUGGGUUAGGUGCAAAGUCUGACGUGUCGACGCCCAUGUUAGCACCUGAUCACAGUCCGUCAUCUGAGCACCACAGGACUUCGGGAGCAGAGAACCUUUGCCAGAAGACAGAGGAUUCGGGUGAUAUGCUCAAGGUGACUUCUGAUGGGCCAACAGAAUCCCUUACGGAAGAAUUCCAAAAGGCUGGAGACCUGGAAGAGGAUGAAAAAGACAAAAAAAGAAACUUUAGGAAACCAGGCUGUUCUGCUGAUGGAUACCAGAAAGAAGAUGCAAAGGCGCGAGGUGCUGAGGGGUAUCACACUGAAUGCUGUGCUUCAACUCCUGGGGAAAGUUGGUUGGAACAAGAGGGCCCUCACUUAAACCAGCGUGAGGUGAAGUCUCUGAGAACCUGUUGCACUGAGAUAGUGGGAUCUCUGAAGAACGCAGAAGAAAACCAACCAAAUGUUCAGAAUAAAGCUGAAACUCGUCCAAAGCUCACUGAAGAAGUACAAGGUAUGAAGGCUGAUGGGACUAGGAUAUUUAGUAAAGCAGGAUACAGGAAUGACAGAGUGAGUAAAGGUCUUCCACCUGAGAGCAGUGAAUGCCCAGGCGUAGACACAGUCAUGGCCAGAGCUGGGAUUUCAGAAACCAGCAUGUUAGAUGUGUUAGAGCCUUUAAGUGUCACGGACAUUGAAUCAGCCACAGAGCAUCCACAAGACACGGAUGAAUAUAGUGGGUUGAAAGUCCAUAUGGCCAUGCAGUUGAGAACAGGGGGUAAUGUUGUAUCUAUUUUGGAGGCUAGGGACACAAAGUUACCCAGACAUAAUCCUGUUAAUGAUUUGAGUACAUCACUUGCUAAUUGCCAGACUUAUCAGCAGGAUGAAGAAAACAAUGCUCAUGACUCCUGUACUGGUCCCAUAACUAAACAUAAUGACCCUCAUAGGUUGCCAUCAGUAGAAAGUUGUAGAACACUCUCCACAAGAAGUUCUGAAGUUUUAGUUUCGGUUCUGAAAAGCAACCGUUAUCUGGACUUUAGAAAUAUGCCACUAGAAAACAAUAGUACUGCAGUCUGUGGAAUUAGCAGUGAAACCCCAAAAAAGUAUCUUCCCGAAAACGUCAAAAGUCAGACUCGUGAUCAUGGAACUGAGUUUGUAGAAACUCAAACCUCCACAUCCGUACCGGUAGAGCAUAUGUCAGUGGUAAGGAGCAAAGGAUUAUGUAGUACUAAAAUUGAUCAUAGGCAAGGAAGUGCUAGUAUAGGUAAGUCAUACGGCUCUGAAUUUGAAGAGGCUGCUAAAGUCUGGAGAAAAAUUGCUGUGGGAGAUAACGUUGAAUUUGGUAGCUGGCCUGAAGCUCAAGAGGGUGCUAAUUCUGAGCAUUGUCAUUCUUCAGUUUUUAGUUCUGUUGCUUCAUCUCCUGAGGAGUUCUCAAAAGAAAAAUUAAAAAUGGUCCCAUCAGAAGGUGAUAAGUUGAAAAAGGAGCAGUGGCAAUUCUCUGUCAGUGAUCUAUGCAGGGAUGAGAUAAAAGCAAAUAAUCUAUUGAUGGAAAUAAGCAGUGUUGCUUCCCAUGAAAUUGGACAGACAGACAUGUGCUUUUAUAAUACCUCCAGUAAAAGUUCUCCUCCCCGUAGCCACAGCUGUCUGGAUCUUAGUAUCAAGCUAGAAAAAGAUUCACCUGAAGCACAACUGCUUGAAAAGGAAUCUGAGCGUAAUACAACACCAGGAGAGUUGGCUGACAGUUUAGUUGAAGCUACAGAAGCUAGUAGUAGUGACAGUUUGUCCCCUGGCAAAGAGACUAAUUUAAUUUAUACACUAAAUGUACCUCUGCCUCCUGUUGCACAAAUAUCAAGAGAACCUCAUCAUAAUGAGCGUCCUCCUUGUACUGCUAAUGAAGUUUCAAGCAGGGACAAGGCUCAGGAUGAUCUCUCUGGAAAAGAAUCAGUUGGUGCUUCUGGAACAACAGGGGAAGAAAUUGCUGAAAUUGUGCUUCAUAAAGACAAAUUCAAGUCUUCGGCAAGUUCCAGGACUUUUGAUAACCCUAAUAUGACAAGCAAAAUUUCCCAAAAGAACGUGAAGUCUUCGGUGGGAAAUAUAGAGAGUGUGGUCACUGGUUUAGAAAAUGAACAUAGUGACAUAGAGAGUUGUAAUAAUCAGAGCAUAAAAAACCAGGGUACAGCUGCCAGUACUUCCUGUGUUUUAUCAGGGAGUUCACGUGUAGAUGAUGUUCUUCCGAACAGUCAUUCUUUCGAUGUUGAUAAGAAGAUUGAAGAAAAUGAUAGUUUGGAAGGAGAAGCUCCAGCUGGAUAUAAUAGUAAAAAGGCAAUCAUCUUUCCAGAAGCACGCUUCCCUUUGGCAUGUGGAUCUCUUCCUUGUGAAGAUGACUGGGGCAACAGAGGUGUAGAUCUGCAUGGGAUAAAUUACAUUUCCACAGCAAAAAACAUGUUUGGCUCAGCUUAUACUGCAGAGAAGUCUAUUGCUACCUUGCUAGGAGAUGGGAUUUCAGAUAAAAAUAUGGAAGCUGUGAAACAAUUUGAUCUUUGUAAAGUAACAGAUGGCAGUGAAAUCGUUUGUGACAAAGAUGGGGCAAAAGAACAAAUUGGCGUGUGUGCUCUCCAGACAGAUGAAUUUGAUAAAAUAAGAACUGUGGAUUCUCCAAAGGCUCCUGAAGGCAAUCAGAGAAAUAAGACUAGUGAACAGCUAUUAGUCAGAUAUUUGAACAAAAAAAAUAGUGUUCGUAAUUUUGGAUUUUGCAACUCUCCAUUAGGCCCAAAGAAGAGAGAACUAGGCAUGUGUGAGAAGAAAGAAGUGUCAUCACUCGCAGCUAAUCCCUCGGAGUGUAGAGCUUCAGUCUGUGAUACGUGUCCGUUACUCAACAAUGUGAAUAUUCAAACACAACAUGCUAGCCAAACAGAAAAGACCCUUUGUCCAAUGGAAAAUCAGUGUCUUACGUGUCAGAGUGAGUGUGAUGGCCCAGUUCCAGGCAGCAAGCAACAUUUAGAAAGUUCAACCAACCAACCAGACACUGGCUUACAAACUACAGCUACGUCUGUGGAAGAAACCAAAAUAUCAAUUGGCUCCAGUCAAAGUGAAGAGAUACUGUUCAAGACGGGUGAUGACAUGCCUCUGAUAGUUCAUAAAGACGCAAGAGAAGACAGUUCUAAAGCAACUCCAAAAGAGAAUGUAGUGGAUUUGGACUCUUUAAAUGGUGUGAGAAAUGAAGACUGUUCAGGAUAUAUGGGCUUCGUCAGUGACCGAACUGAGGAGAAGACAAUCAAACUAAAAGAACAGGAGAAUGGAUGUAAAAGAGAAGAUAAAGGAACUGUUGAAGAAAGCUUUUCUGAUAGCAAAUCGCAUUGCUCACACAUGCUGACUGUAAAAGGCAUGGAUGUGACCCCACCAAAAAGUACUCACUGUGGAGAGAAGUUUAACAGUAUACGUGUAGAAGAGAAGAUGGGAAGAGAAGUAGCCCCUAGAAAAAAGUUGCCCAUAGAUUCUUUUCUUGAUGGAGAAGAUUGUCUAUGGGCCUUGUUAGAAGAUUCAAAAGAGUCUGGUAGCAAAAUAGUCCCUCUCAGUACUGAGAAUUAUGGAAAUGCUUUGGAAGAAAUCCCAAAAUCUAACCAAAAUGAUCUUUCAAAAGAAAGAACAAAUACUACAAAGCUCACAAACUUAGCAGCUACCAGUCUGCUUUCAGAAAUGGUGCAUGGUUGUCAAGCUGAAGAUGCGUCUGAUGCAGAAACUUCACGAGAACUGCAGUGGAAUACAACACCCACAUUUUAUCCAUGUAGGAGUAUAUCAUCAAACAGUUGCGAAGAAUCAUCCCCAAACUGUGUGGUUUGCAGUGGAGUAUGUGUGCCUUACAAAUUAAACGCACAGAGCAAAGAUAACGUAAAGGAGAUUACAGAAGGCCUGGACGCUAUAGCAACUUGUUCUGUUUGCAAGGAAAAUGAGGCUUUAGAUUCAGAGAGACUUGAUGACAUGCAGAAAUGUCAGGUACUUAAACGAAAGAAGAAGUAUGUGAAGAUGGAAGUACAUCUGUCAGACAAGGCACAACAAGAACAGAAGUCAGAAUAUCAAGAGAAAGCAAAAAUCACACUGCAACCAAGUGUACUGCAUAGUUCUGAACUCUUAUGCAGCUCUUCAAAUGAGUCGGUGACAUCAAGAGAUACAGAGUUUGAAGGUCCUUCAGAGGAGAUUUUUGCUGUCAGAAGCAGUGAAAAUAAACUAUGUAGCACUUUACAAGAAGUCAAAAGGCCAAAGAUUACCACAGAUAUUGUGAGUUCACAGUUUUUGAAGACUCAGGAUUCAGAAGUGGAAAACCUGAACCUUAAUUUAGGGCGUGAUAGGAUCCCUGGUGCCUUUGGAACUACAAAUAAACUAAGAGGACCUCUUCCAUUAAAAAUACAGCCUGGAAGGACAUGCAAAAAAGUUCCCACAUCGUACCAGCUAAAAACUGUAAGAAAAAGCAAAAAAAUCAAAAGUUCACCUUUUCUUGAGAUCCCCCCAGAAAUUCUCCCUAAGCAGGAAAACGCACUUCUCGAAUCAUUGUACCUUCCAUCUAAACCAGCGACAAUGGAAUCGGAAGCAGCCAUGAGUUUUAUGCAUAUGCCAAGGCAGAGGGCCAAGAGGUGCAGUUCGUUGAACAGCUUGAAGCUUAGAAAAUGUACCAAAGAACGAGCACUGUUGAGCAAGCUGUCUGCAAUGGCUAGCAAACUCCUGGAACCUGCCAAAAGUAUCCAUAACUUAGAACCUCUGCCAUAUUCUUCUGAAAUUCUUCCAGUGGGUGAGAGGUACAGCCAACGUAGAUCUAAAAAUCUAUUGGAAGCCUUUUCUUGUGUUAACAGGAACGUACACUCACGCUGGGCUGACAGUUGGUGCACCAAGAUGUUCAACUUUCAGCCUUUGGCACUUUAUCCUGUAGAAUCUACCAAAAUACUUUUUUCAGACUUGAGCCACGAGCCUCCAGCCUCUCUCUUGGAUACCCCAGUUUUCCCAAUUUCUUUUCAUGUACAGUUGGACUCCAGUCCUGUGACAGUCCUCACAGGGAUUACAUCCCAGCACUCUGUACAUUGCAGACCAGUUUUGGGAGAAAUGCCAGCAUCACCUUCACAGUGGACUUUUUCUUUUCUCCUGUCUCAGAGCUGUUCAGAUACAACAGCUUUCAUGGAAGAUUCCAGUCUAAAUAAUGAGCUGCAUUCUUCUCUCUCUGUAACAACCCCACGGGCUGCUGCCUUUCAUCCUGACUGUGGAAGAAAUGCCAUAGCUGAAAGAAGAGGAGGUUGCUCUAUGCUUGGCCUUCACACAGUGUUAGCGCUUUCUUCCCCUGGAUGUUACAGGAUUUGGACGAGAAGAAGAAACUUAACCAGUCAUAUUCCUACCAUCCAGAGACUACUGAUGUCGCAAUUCGCACAGGGUUUGAAAGGGGCAAGGUAUCCAACUUCUGUAUCGGACGACCUCGUCUCUUCAUUGCCAUACUCACUGGGCAGGGUGCUAUCCCUAUGGAGCCAGCAUGGUCCUUCUGCCUGUCCCUCCGAAAUCACUCCUCUCCAUUCCAAUCACUGCAAGUGGCAGCCAAGUGUGGGCAUCGAGAACAGCUAUGCCAUGUUACCGCACUUACCUGUACAGCAUAUGGAAGCACUACAGACUGCAGGUCAUGAGAUACAUCUGGAAACUUCAUUCCCUCUUCUGUUACCAAAGCCUGGCUCACUUCCAGAACCAUUGCCAUUUCCCCCCAGGCUUUCAGCAUCAGAGCUCCAGGUCCAUGCCCUUGAUGAAGCUGAUGCUUCUGUUCCAGCCUGUCUUAGAUCCCAAGAUGAUACGGAACUGAAAAAAACUGAGACAGAAAAGAGGCCAAAGAAAGUCUCACAGAUCCGAAUCAGGAAAACUGUUCCUAAGCCGGACCCUAACCUUACUCCAAUGGGACUACCCAAACCAAAAAGGCUUAAGAAGAAAGAAUUUAGUUUAGAAGAAAUUUACACGAACAAGAACUAUAAGUCCCCUCCUACAGCCAGGAGCUUGGAAACAAUCUUCGAAGAGCCCAAGGAGAAGGAUGGAUGCUUGAUCUCUGUCAGCCAGCAGAAGAGAAAGCGGAUUCUAGAGUUUCAGGACUUUACUGUUCCGCGGAAAAGGAAGACGAGAAGCAAAAUCAAAGCUGUGGGUAGUUUCACCCGAGCAAAAAAAGCUGCACUACAGAAUGCAGAGUUAGAUGCUCUUCUGAGUCAGAAGCUAAUGGACCUGGAAGCCUUUUUUGAAAAGGAGGCUGAGCAGGAGCAGACCUCUAGCAUCUCAUCUUAG
Opisthocomus hoazin is the source of this 6390-nucleotide messenger RNA. NCBI's taxonomy places the organism in Eukaryota, Metazoa, Chordata, Aves, Opisthocomiformes, Opisthocomidae. The record is from RefSeq and is a predicted model, not a curated record.